AUUUAUGCUGUGUUGACAUCGGACCGAGGUGCACGUCGCAGCGAGAGUGACGAGGAAUAUUUGCUGUUCUUUUGGAUUAACACCGUGGAUAUUUUUGAAGAUCAUGCAGAAAUCUUGAAAUGAGAGUGUGAAAUGGUAUCACUUCCGAAAGUGCGGAUCUUUAUCACUGCCCCAUUGAUGACUACGGCCAGAACGGGUCUCAGGAAUAGCUGCGGCUGCAUUCAUAAACACUUCUUUAGGACUCACAACAACCCCUGAGCUUUGUUUUGGGGUUUCAAAUAACACAAUUUCCUGUUGUGCACCUGGGUUAACAAUGGCGGAAAAAGGUAAAAUGAGCAAUGAGCAUCUCGGAGGAGUUGCCAGGCUCCGAGAGGAACAAGAGAAGGUGGUGAAAGACUGUGAAAGUCGGAUUCAGCACUGGAAGAAGUUGGCAGGUGACUAUGAAGCGCUGAAUGACCGGCUUAAAACUCUUCCAGAUCAGCUUUCUUAUGACAUCACGGUGCCCUUUGGCCCUCUGGCCUUCAUGCCGGGGAAGCUGGUGCACACCAACGAGGUCACAGCGUUGCUCGGCGACAACUGGUUCGCCAAGUGCUCCACCAAGCAGGCUCAGAAAAUUGUGGAUCACAGGAUGAAAUAUGUGAAGAGUGAAAUGGACGAUCUUUCAAAGACGAUGAAAAACUUUGAAGCCAGAGUCGGGCUCACCAAGGAUUUGGAAAACAUCUCGUCUGGGAAAGGGGACUAUAUUGACAUUAGAGAAGACUCCAGAAACAUCGAAGCUGCUGUCACCAAAGGAAGGAAAAGGAUAGCACACAAACCUAAUUCUAAACCCAAAUUGGAUGCCAUUUUGGAUCUAGAAGAAGAAGAAGAAGAAGAAGAAGAAGAGGAGAUUAAAGUGGAGGGCGGAGAUACAGAGAGAAGAAUAGGCACCAUCACUGAGGAGGAGUUGUGGGCUAGGUUGGAUGAACUGGAGAAGCUGGAGCAGCAGCAAGAUGAUCAGGACAGAUUAUCUGAUAAUGCGGACAUGAAUGGUGAGGAAUCCUCAUCCUCUGAAGAGGAGAAGGAGGCAGAUGCAGCACCUCCAGUAAACGGACAAAGUGUGAAGCCAAGCUGGACCCCCGCGCCUCACAGUAAAAAGCCGCCGUGCAAAGACAGCAUAGCAGAGGAAGACGACGAGGAAGAGGAAGGCCACGGUUUGCCUACCAUCCUUUUCUCUCACACAAUGGAACCUAAGAAGGUGAGGAUAAACAUAGGAAAGAACACCAUGUUGAAGUUCAGCGAGAGGAAAGAGCAGCAUUCUAAGAAGAAAAAGAAAAACGGCCUCAACAAUGGACAUCAUGAACUUCACAAAAUCACAACCCCAGUGGACAUUUACAGGUUGUUUGUGGACGUGAAGAACGGGGAACCCAUCCCCAGAAAGUCCAUCCUGAAGUCUCGCAGCCGAGAGAACAGCGUGUGCAGCGACACGAGCGAGAGCAGCGCGGCAGACUUUGAUGAGCGCCGUAUGAUUGGACGAAGCUUCAGCCACGACGACACGACGCACAGCGACACAAGCGACGGCCUCACGGAGGAGGACAGUCCCACCGCCGUCCCACUGCACCCCGCCAGUCGGUUUGAGGCCUUUUCAGGUACAGUGGUGGAAAAGGACCCGAUGCCUACAGCUGUUCCUCACCUGACCCUCGCUCCACCAGCUCUGCCCACCAUCAUGGAGAGGAAGCAGGAGGAGGUGGCGUCUGAAGUAGCUCCCCCCCAGGAGGCCCCGAAGAGGGUGUCCAAGUUUAAAGCUGCCAGAUUGCAGCAGAAGUGAUGGUUGGCAAUCAAUUAUAAUUUUUCACAAUAACAUGUCAGUCUGUUUUUUUACUAAAGUUUCUUUUCUCCAACCGAUGACCUGCACAGCAUCUCUCUUUUCCUUCACACAUCUUUUACUUCCUUCAAUACAGGGUUUCUGUCAUUGAGAAUUCAGUGAGAAAAAGUAGAGUAGCAACGCUUUGUGUGUAACACUGCUUUUUAGCAAGAUCCAAACACUAGUAAAUACUCCCUUGCUCACUCAUCUGUUGCUUAUCCAUUAUUACAGUUUAAAUGGCGACCGAUUUCUGUCCGUCAUCGUUUUACCUUUCUUUUGUUUUUCUGUUCAUCAAUGCUAGAGCCAGUUAAGGUAGGACUAUAGGCUGCUCUUAAAAGCAGUUGCCUUGUUUUUUUUGGAUUGUUAAGCAGAAUCGGUUGCCAGCUAGUUCUUAUUUGUAUUUUUUCUUGACCUGCCUAAUGAAUGUAUUCCUUUGUGACAAGCUUUAUGUAAAGACAAAAAAAGAAUAUUGAUGGAAACUAAAAGGAAAAUAAACAAUUUUGGCUACAAA
Molecule: messenger RNA, 2351 nt
Organism: Gymnodraco acuticeps
Lineage: Eukaryota; Metazoa; Chordata; Actinopteri; Perciformes; Bathydraconidae
Gene: uri1
Product: URI1 prefoldin like chaperone
Exons: 11
Coding region: 314-1804 (496 amino acids)
Biological process (GO): negative regulation of phosphatase activity; negative regulation of transcription by RNA polymerase II
Molecular function (GO): phosphatase inhibitor activity; chromatin binding; transcription corepressor activity
Source: RefSeq, a predicted model, not a curated record